UUAGUCAUGCACCUGAUAAUGGAAGAAUGAGGUUUCAAUUCUUCUUUUAUCUGAGUUCUUGUUACCAGAAUGAUUGUUCUUCUUAUCAAGUAAUAAUAUAACAUAUACCUUUAUUUUUUUAUUUACAUCAAAAUGUACAAGCAACGAACUUGUUUUCAACUGGUAUUUAAUAACAAAAAUUGGCCGUUCAUGUACCCCUGAUUUAUGAAUGGUUUGCAAAAUCAUCUUUCGCGUAUCGUUGGUCGCACGAGAUGUUAAUUGAUAAUAGGGCUUAUAAAGAUUGGUAAAUUUCAAAGAUCGCCUUGUUUCCUCAUAGUGGCAGGUCGUGUUGCUAUCAAACGGACGAAUGCGCCCAUUCACGGCGGUUCUCAUUGGCGGCAACCUGUUGCUGCAGUGGCGUAAUCACAAUUUCGUCUACAGACUUUGUGAUCGACAUCCUAAUAAGACUGUUAAAUCAAUACAUUAAUUAAAUUUCUACUCGCAAUGAGGUAGAGCGUAGGCGUUCCUCAGCUAAGGGUGAGCCUCCCUCCAUUCCUCUUGAUUUUGAGGCCUAGCUUCCUUGCUAAAUAUAUAACAAUAUUUGCAAAAACAUCUUACUCAUCUAAAUUCCUCUUAAAUUAUGUCAUUUAUGCACGUCCAACGCGAUAAAUUCAUUUUGCUGACCAAGUUACUGAAUUCCGCAUUUGUGUAAAAUAAAUUCCACUGCCAGUUCUACGUGAUAUCGAACAAAUCCAACCGCAAACGCGAUACCACAACCGUACAGGGAAAAAAAUCCCACGGUGCCCGCAAAAGGACCGAAUAAAACUAUUAAUGGCCGCGUCAGCUGUUGCCCCGCGAUAAUCAAAUACCACGAAUGGACCGUUUAACUACCGAUCGUUAUCGGGUAUCGACUAUAUCCUUUUGUAUUCUCGAAAUUCCGAAAUUCCGAAAUUCUCACCCUUAAUCGGGUCUCAGGUAAAACGCAUCCGUGUCGCCGGCCGUUCGGGAGACAUUUACAGUUGAGAUUGGAAGGGAAUAGCGGCGGGAACCUUGAACAGCCGGGGAGCAAUGUAUAAAUUGUGUAAAGCAAAUCGACGUGGCAGGGAAUCUGCUUUGUGGUGGGAUAUCGGGUGUGUUUACGCCACUGCAAAUCGGUGGAUGCUGCGUCAGGAGCAAUGGCGGCACUGGCUUACCUGGCCAGUACCUAUCCUCUUCCCCUCCUGUUCAUACCGUCGUCACGUUCCUCAGGGCAACCCGACGAACCUGUUGCCCGUUCUCAUCCAGUGUCGUGUCGCUUUCACGACCGUCGUGUGUGCUUCAUUACGUUCGUUCUGUCUCGAAAAUAAACCGUUCUCUCGUGAAAUUUCAACGAUUCCUCCCGCGUCCCUCUUGUUAAACGCGUUCUCCGAAUGUGGAAAAUAGGUUUAAACCUAGUUUCGUGACCGUGUACGACGAUCUACGCGAGCGCAACAUAGGUUAGCGUUGAUCGCGGCGCCCAUACUUGGUGAAGUUUAGGUUACUUCUUUUCAUCCCGCGUUGUUUCUUCGAAGACGAUGGCGUUGCGUGAGAGAAACUAUCGGCUCGUUUUGUUGGGAACGGUUGAAAGUGUACGUGAACUGAAGGAGAGUUUGAGGAUCGCACUGUAAUUUCAACUUCGAUACCAGGAUGGAGAACGGUUUUCUCGUCUUUGAAUAGCAUCCUUCUUUGCCCGAUGCCAUGACGGUAGCGAUGAUUUACGGACACUGCCGAUGAAACUUUUUACAAAUCUUCAGUAAUUUCUCGAACGAAUCUUCUCACGAUCUUAUCGCCUGCGAACGCAGAUAUUGAACUGCAUUUCUCUAUUGAUAAAUUACUACGAUGCAUCCUGGUGAUAAGUUUCGAGGAGCUAUUGUGUUUCGCUAAUUGAAAGUAACCGAUGCAUAUGGAAAAUUUCAUGGGAUAACGGUGCGUGUUCAAUGCUUGAUUGAUAACGAUUUUGUAUUGUACUCGUAUUUAGUUAAUUAAAAGCAAAUAAAAGGCGGCAAGUUUAUCAGGCUUUGUUUGCGUAUUGGAAGUGGUAUUUUCAUGGCAAUCCAAUUUCUCUCGAACAGUGUUUUACGAUCGCAAAAUCGAUACUUUUUAUUCGCUCCAAUAAUAAUCGAUCAUUUUAUUGUGUGAAAAAUUUCAAAUCGAUAUUGUUGUAUUUAAAAAACCUGUAUUCCAUCUUCGUUUCGGUGAAUCAUAUUUUUUCAAAUUUGUACCAUUCAAUUAUUUCGAUAACGGUUUGUUGCUAUAUUCAGCGCUCUAAUCGAUAGGUAACUUUCAACUGUGUUUCGAUAACGUAACAUCGAGUUCGAUGGAAAGGAUAAAUCAUUCUUUUAACAGUGUACAGUUGUUUGUGGCAGUUGGAUCAAGUGGGUAUCACGAUAUUUCACGGUUUCUUGUGUCUCACCAAAACGGAGUUUAUUUAUGUGCGUGAAGUAAGUGUAGUGAAGUAAAAUACUGAUUGUCAGUAAAGGAGCGAAUCGUUUGCGAACUCUCCUCGUUGUGCACCUCGUCCUACGUGCGGCAGUCUUGAACCACGGGCAUAGUGUUCGAUUACGCGUGUACUCAGAAUGUGGUAAGCAGAUAACGAGAAGGAGGAGGAGGAUGAGGAGGAUGAGGAGGAUGAGGACGAAGAGGAGGAGAAACGGAGGAUGCUGACUGCCGUGAGGCCAUUCGUCGAAGCAGAAGCUGAGACCGCAAGCAAAGUGAUCCCUCAACGCCCCAUCGCCAUCUGGCCGGCAGUCUGCGAGGUUCAGUGAACUAUUCUCACAACCAUCGGCACAACCACCUCCACAGACAUGAUCCACCGCUGCCACCCGCAUACUGUACACCACCUCCGCCAUCGUCCUCGAGUUACCCCACAGUGCAGCGUGGCUGCGCCCUGCAUUCAAGGCUCGACCAGCCGGUGACCAGCUCGACGUCCGGAAUGGACAGCAAAAAGGUUGUCCAGGCGGCGCCCCUCCCCGUACCUGUCCAGGUGCGUAGCAAGAACGAUGGCUCGGGGGUGGCAGCUUCCGUGUCGGGUGUUCGCCGAAGAAGCGGAUCUCAGGGUUUACGAUCGCCUGCCGCAAAGAGGCCGCUAUCCGCCCCUGUCGCCCUUCAGGGCUGGCUACACAAACAGGGUUCCGAGGGUCUGAUGCUGUGGAAGAAACGGUGGUUCGUCCUCUCCGAGUACUGCCUCUUUUAUUACAAAGGUCCGGAAGAGGAGAAAUUGUUGGGCUCGAUAUUGUUACCAUCGUACAAGGUCACCGUUUGCAAGCCCGAGGAUAAAGUUAAUAGAAAAUUCGCAUUCAAAGCGGAACACGCGAAUAUGAGGACGUACCACUUUGCAGCGGACAGUUUCGAGAGCAUGAAUCAAUGGGUGAACGCGUUAACUCUGGCGACACUUCUUCAGGAUCCGAACCCAAAUAUCUUCAGCGGACUCGGCGAGGCAGCGGUGGUGAUCGAAAUAGCAGGCCAACAAGAUGGCGAACGAAGCGCAAGACCGAGCGUCUCCUCGAUAUCCUCGAUCCUGAAUCACAGCGCCGACGACAGUGAUUCUGGUUUCCAUGGUUUUCAAUCUCGGGACGAUCCCAGCCACGCGUCCAACAAUAAUUCCAGCCCGAACAGCGUGAACACUGCCUCCUUUCCCAAUCUCAGUGGCAGCAACAGCAACAGCACUACCAAUAACAUCAAUAACAAUAAUACCAACAACAAUGUUGCGCUGGUGAACUCUAACAACAACGUGAACGAAGUUCAACCAAUGGUGAACGGUUGGAUCCAACAACAAACUCCGUACAUCCAAGCCAGUACGUCUCAGCAGCAACAGCAAUACGGUCAAUUGAUGCCGUCUCCUCAACAACUGCAACAGGCGAUGCUCCAUCAGCACAUAUCCCAUCAGAACAGCCAAUCGGCUCAUCAAGUUCACCAACACAAACACGUAGUUCAGCAACAACAGAGCCAGUCACACUUGGCCAGCAACGUUCAAACUGUCCAACCGAUGCCCAGGAAGUUCGGUCAACCGAUCUACGCGAACGCGCCUCCGAAACCCCGAAGACUGACCGACGGUUCGACCGAGUACUCGACGCCAUCCCCGGACCCGGACUACAGGAAGUCGCCAGUGUCACCGGACGUAACGGUGACUAGCAAAAGUCCUAUGUCGGACUACGACAGGAACAGCAUGAUCUACGGAACCAGGAUGAGUCAGCCGUCCCAGCAGAGUCUGAGAACGGACAAGUCGGGCUUGAAUUAUGGCUACACCGGCCAGGUGCAGACUGAGAGGCGCACACCGGACACGUACGGACGUAGCGCGGCGAAACCGAGGUCGAAUCACAGAGGAAACGGCGACUACGAGGAAGUUUAUGGCGCGCCUCAACUCUACCAGAGGCCGGCUGGUCCUGUUGGUUACACGAAGGGAGCUUCACCGGCUCCUAUACCGAUUCCGCUUUACGCUCAGCAACAUCAGCAGUAUCAGCAGCAAAUUCAUUCUCCCGUCGCCGCUUCUAACGUGCCAAUAAUGAGACAACCAAGAGCUCAACCACCGCCACGGCCGCACAGCGCUGACUUUUUAGAGUACGAGGCGAACAGGAAGCCGCAACAACAGCUACCGCCGCAAUGCGAAGAAUCGCUGAAUCAACAGAGACGUCCGCAGAGGCCUAAAUCGAGUUUAGACAUAGUCACUCCGUCGGACCCUGCUAACGAUGGAUAUUUCUAUUCCGAGGAGAGAUACGCUGCACAGAUGCGCCAGUCGGCGGUUUACCUCCAUCAGACACCGCAGCAUCAUCAGCAACAAAGGAACCAAUCACUUUCCCGCGCGACAAUGCCGUCGAAAGCAACGGGAAUUCGCGAUGGUAGAAGCGAGGAUGGUAGAAUAGCUACGUUACCGGAAGCUUCCUGCACGGGGCUGAGGCGAGGGCAACGGGAACACGUUCAUCAGCAGCACGUGAUGCCGCAUCAGUCGCUGCAGAGGCAUACCGAAAUGAACAGCAACGAAGCGAAGAUGAGGAGGUCGUUGCGGGAGAAGAGCUACGAGCCAAGCAGCCGAGAAAUGCUGAGUCACGUGGAGGACGGAACGGUGCCUCGACGAAUUCCACGGGAUUACGAGUCGUCGAUGGGGUGGGGUAGAUCGACGACGAGUCACACGAGUCAGGGGGCUCACGUGGGCCAACCGUGUCACGCCGCUCACGGUGCUGCCAGACGAUGGAACGAGCAGCAACAGUUCUGCAGGUCGGCGUCCGCGCGGCUUCCGAGGACGCGACAUCCGGCAGCCUUGGACCCGGACGACGACGACUACGGCGAACGAUCUUCCGAGCAGGACUCGCGGGAUGGUGAACGCAAGAUCCAACAGCGAGAAGAGUCGAUGAAGCGGUUGCUGGAAUGGAAGCAGCGGAUGCUGCAAUCCCCGCUAACCCGGAAGCCAUCCGGUUCUGCAAACAGAGGCAGGAUGCAGAACGAGCUGUCGAGCUAUUACAAGCAGCAAGCGUUGCUGGAACUGGCUGCCCACGAGGCAUCGGUCGCCGAGAAUCGUCACUCCCGAAGAAGAGAGGACGGGCAUCGUCCGCACGCUCGAAGCAAAAGCACCGACGGACGUCGAACUGUCGCCAAUGUUUCUCGGUACAACAGCUACUCCAGCGACGACGAAGAGCUGGGAGAUGUCCGGAGGAAGCGAACGCGCAGACCCUCGCAUGCAGGAAGGAGCCCCCGGCAGCUCGGAGACAAUCGUUCGUCGGGGAUCCCGGUUCAGGACACGGUUCCUGGGAGCGGCCGUCAGAAUCCGAACGUCCCGAGGUGCUCGAACGAUCAUCGAACGAGUCCGAACGCUUCGGUGCUGCCCAAUUUGGGCGGGAUACCACCCGACGCCGGCUACGAGGAGGUCAGCUUCCCACCCUCUCAGAGAACCGAUCGUUCGCCGUCUUACUUUCCUUCGGAAGCGCACAGAUCGGUCGGCAGAUGCGAUCAGCAAGAACUGGACGCUUCGUACGACGAGGAGAAAUUCAAGAAGAAGCCUUCUGGAAUUCUAAAGACAUCUGCCACUUACGGCGUCGAGCAAUCGAACAAGAGUCCAAACUCGUCCUCGUCGUCUGGUUACCCGGCCGAGUCUUGGUCCGGUCAGAAAACCGUUCAAUGGACCACGAAGAAGGAGCGAGACGAUUGGGAUUCCAACAUCGACGAGAGCAAGGUUAUAAAGGAGUUCUCUUAUCAGUACAUUAAACCGAAGGAGGAAGUUGAAUCAGCAGAGGACGAGAGAUCGCCGGGUAAACCGGAAGCAAUGAACUUGGUGCAAUGUAGAAUCAGAUCGUUCGAGUCGAACAUAGACAAUUCUAGCCCGGUCAAAGAAGUUCUCGCGAUGCAGGAACCAUUGAAAGUUUCGCCGCUUCAAGCUACCGAAGCUCAUGUCUCGAAGUUGGAUUGUUCGAAGAAGAGUUCCUCGAUCAUCCGCAACUUCGCGCUAGGCGAAGCUGAGGCUCAAGAUUCCAAGUACAGGAACGUAAAAGAGGGCCACGCCAAACAGGCGUCCACGGAUAGUAACAAGUCGGUGAAGGACUUGCUGGCGGAUUUCGAAAGGAAGUCGCAGCAAGUUCAGAGGCAGGAAUACGGAAGACGACAGGAGGUGAAACACCGCGGAGUGUUCAGCGACUCGGAAGCCCUGCUGUAUGAUACGGGAAGCGAUCUGGAUCAGCGGGAGAAGAACGAGGAAACGGGAAACGAGAGAGACAGCAAGACGGAUCAAAUUGUACCUGAGCCUAUUAACGAUUACAAACCUUACGCUGACGCGACGAAGAAGAAAGGAGACGCGUCCUUUCGUCGAAAGAAAAGAUCGCCCUCCAAGGAGAGCACGACCGAUGAAAUUCCCAACGAGGAUCUGGACACUGUAUCAAAUCCCAGUUGCAACAGACUGAGCGUCACAGAAUCCUUGUUAACUCAUGGCGAUCAUUUCUCUGGCGAGAGUGGAACCACCAGUCCCACGGUGAAACAGGAGGACAUCAACCCUGAAGAACACUAUCUCCCUAUGUCGCCUAGGAAAGCUAUACUGGACCCUAACUGCGACGACAGACCGAAUCCAAACAUGAUGGAAAGUCUGUUCGCCACUUUGGAACACGAAGAGAGUUCGUACGUGGAAAUGGCUCAGAACGGCAUGACGCAUUCACUUCUGGCGCCUACUGAAGAGAAUAGGAAACACGAUUCUGGCGAUUAUUCCACCUUGGACACUCCUCACUACGAGUUCGUCUGCGUUUCCGAUAGUAAGAUGGAGCCUGUUUACAUGGAAGUGAGUCAGUUGUCGGAAAAGGAAGAGAAAGAUAGCGGUAAGUUGUCGAAGAAGAGGAGUCACGAUGAUUCGAACCAUUCGAGAACAGAUCUCCCUGAUAUUUUAACGACCCUCAAGUCCGACAGCUCGGACGCCGACGACGAGUCUUCGAAAGAUCUCGACUCGAUCGACGCUCCAAGACAUCCUCGAUUCAGUUUGUCAGACACCUUCAGACCCGCUUCUUAUUAUUUGGGCGCCAGUCGGACGAUGAUCGCAGAGUUGCAUGAUUCGUCCGACAGUGAACUAGUGUCUCCACCUCCUAUUCCAACUACACCUCCCCCGUUGGACGACUUGGACUCAUUGGAUAUGCAAGAGUCCUUGGAGAUCAAGAAGGUGUCUCCUCAGGUAGCGGUGAUGAAGGACAAUAGCUCGAACAGAGACUCCCCGAAGUCGUGGAACAAACCGAUGGGUCAAGUUGAAAGCCAUAGACCACCGUCUAGAUUUUCAGACGCCACGAUCAGUUCUACUUUUCGAGACAGUCGAAUCUCCUUGGAGAGCGCGUCUGGAAGCGAUUCCGUCGAGCUAAGAACGCCAGAGGAGGAAGCUAGGCAUAGACAACUGAAAACCAGGCCAGUUAGCGAAGUUUGCGAAGUUUUAGACAGUUUGGACGAAUUAGAGUCUCUUGGGAGUCGCUUCGACGGAGCCAGCAUCGACUUGGAUCAGUAUCUUGAAGAGCUCCAGGCACGCGACGCGUUCAACGUUGACUUGUACGCGAAAGAUCUCAGCUACAACAGCAUCUACGGCUUCAACGAGAACAUGCUGGUGGUGGAUAAACUUCAGAAGACCACCUGUCACGACCUCUCGGGCCAGGUGAAUCUGGGCUUCGAUAAUCUUGAGCAAUCCAUGAGAUACGGUAAUGGAAACAAGAUGGGAUCUGCCAGCAGUCUGCCUUCCAUGAGAGUCUCCGACGUUGUUCCACCUUCUCAUCAACAUUCGCAGUCUUUCACCGGCGAUGCUCAUUAUGAGAAUAUCACCAGUUUUUCGCCUCUCAGAGGCUCGCCGGCAAUCCGAUCGGACAACGAACAGACGCGAGACGUUGGUCACAGGCUUCAGAGAGGGUCUCAGAAUAAUUUGCUGACCGCCUCUCACAGCAGAGACUCCAGCUAUUCGAUCGCGUCCGCGGCUGCUUCGAUUUCAACUUCCAUGGCUUGCCAGAGACCAGCCAGUGCCCAGUCUUCGAUGCACUCCCCAACCGGAUCCAUCUCCUUAGGAAAUCAUCACGGCAACAAUCUGCCAACCAGCGUGCUACGAAACACCAGUCCCUAUUCCGAUCAACGUUUCCAGAACCACUCCAGAUCCGCCAGUCAAGAUUCUGCUCGAUACUCGAUGAUAUCUAACCACAGAUCCUCCUCGAGCCAGGACUCGAAUCAUUAUCCCACCUCUACUCCCACCGUCAAAACGAAUCACCCUUCGCAAUCCUAUUUACCGAACGAGACGCGUGCUCAGAACGAACAGUCUGGCGCGCCCUAUUACUAUUCCGACCUACAAGCUAGCGCGAACGCGGUCGAUAGCGAAUCGAGCAAACCGCACAUCCCCAGGCUGCCCCAGUUGAACAAUCAAAGGGACGACGCGUCGGCGUUGAACAAAAAGAACGACAUAGGUCGCAUCGUCAAUCCCAUAUCGAGGCAGAUGCCCAGACAGAUCCAGGUGGACGACAUCGACGAGGCUAGACGCAUUGCCGCCGAACUGAGAAAGACCACGUGUCAAUUGUUGGGCGACAAUAAAGUUGACCUGGUGGACAAGAAGAAUUUCUACGAAGCGGAUACCCUUAGGAGGGUGAAGUCCACGGAUCCUCUACCGGAUAUUUCAUCGGCAGAGAUCAGUCCCAGGAAUCUAUACCCUCAUGGUCUUCGAGACAAGUCGAGCAGUCAGGCGAGCAAUCGGGAGACUUUCGAACUGACGCAUGGAACGCAGACGUCGCAUCGUAGAUCGAGGUCUUUGGAGGGUCUCCUGGACGACGUGGGUCUUCAGAAUCUGGUGGAGCAUAGGAACCGAAGCAAUCGCGUGGCAACUGUCCAACCGACUCAAGUGGACGAGAUGCCGCAGAGUAUGGGCACCAGUAACGUUACCGGUUCGAACAGUAACUUCAGCGCCGAAGACCCCUGGGAACAGGACUCUCUUUGGAGAGAGAGCCUUCGAAGAGUGAGCCUGAGGAACGCCCGAUCCUUGGACAACCUGGACAGCCCGCCAAGACCGUCGGUGUCCACCUCGGACACGAAGAGUCGGAACAAAGUAACCCGCGGUGCCACUUACGUGAACGAUAGCGUGAUUUUGAGAAGGGAGAAUUGCAUGGAAGAACAACAGUCGGAGAGACCUCGCGUGAAACGCAGGCCGAACAAAGACGAAGAGAGGCUUCUGGACGAUCUGACUUACGAGAGCCUGUCGAUGGACCGAAUUCACGCCGGUGGCUACGUCUGGGACGCCGAGAACGAGGCUUACAGGAAGGCGACUGACGAGGACAGGAAUCAUUUUUUAGAGGAAGGCAACCUUCCCCCGGUUCGCUCGAUCUCGGAGAGCCAGGUGUCAGCCAGCACGUCCGCGGCGUUCGAGCUGGACCGAGAGAAACUGCGGCAAUGGGACCUGUUGUCGAGCGCCUGCUUGCUCCAGGAACAGCAGCGCGGCUCGAUGGCGGACUCGGGGCGAGGGUUGCCAAUUGUAGAACGACCUGGAGACAUUCCCCUACCGCGUCUCACUACACCGACAAUUGUGCCUGCGGUCAACGAUCCAGAUGUCGGUUUAAAGGUGUUGGACAACGGACUUGGGAACGUAUCGACAGCGACCACGACCACGAGCAUCAGCACGAGCACGACGAACGGGGCUCAGCAGCUGAAGGAGAGCAACGAGGCUUGUUGUAACAGGGCUGCUGCAGCGUCCGGAUCUGGAUCGGUGAUAGGCAGAGAUCCGCUUCCACCAAGGGCUGUCAGCACGUCGCAGUUGGCUCAGAGAACGCAAACGCAGCCCCCAACCACCGUGUCCACCCUUCCAUUAUCAAGAAAUAACGCAUCGCACAGGCAACCGUUGCCACUUCAACAAUCCACCCCUCAAUCGGUCAGGCAAUCGGACACCGACGCGAUGUCAAACUCGCAGCUUUUGCGAGCAGCCAGCAACGGUGAUAUUGGAACAAAUUCUGUGAUGAUAAACAGCAACGAAGGAAAGGACCAGAGGUUAACAUCCCCUGGGGGUCACUCCAAUCAGCGACUAAUUAGUCCGGCAGGAGCAUUAAGGGUUGUUUCUUUGAACGACCAUCGAGUUUCCAGCCCUAGCGACAGCGAUAUACGAAUUCAUAGUCCAAUCGAAAGGAACAUGAUCAGCCCGAUCGGUAGGGAAGUGGAUCGUGGCGGGGGUACGGCUGCAAGGCAGAAUCAACGUGCAUGGGAGUGCAACGAGUUGCUGCAUAAAAGGAGCAACGUGACCGGGUGCAAGCUGGCGCAACCGGGAACCCACGGACUGGUUCGCGUAUCCGCUGGCGAACUACUCGGCAGGACCCACGAGGAGCUGGUGCUCCUGCUGAUCCAGCUGAGACGGCAAAACGCCACCAUCUACAAAGCGAUGGAGACCUGCCACAUGGAGAUCGAGGCACAGGCUAGAUUGGCAGAGCUCGAUACGCCGCGACGAUUGGAGAAUCUUCAGAAACUCGAGGAGCUGAAGAAACACCUGAUGGAUCUUGAAAAGCAGUACGAGAAGGGCAAGCCGCUGGUGAACCUCGUGGACAACAUGGUGAAAUUGGGUUCCCUCUACAAUCGUAACACUGCCAAUGGGACCAGCAGCGUCUCGGGUUCGCGACACGACCUGGCGCACGACAAUUCCAGGGAUCAUCGUCUGGAAUUCAAUCAGAAGGUCCAGGAACAGCGUCUGUUGGCCGAGGAACGAAGGGACUGGGACCGAUUGAGCCCUGACCAUGGACAACUUCAGGCCAAGGUGCAGCAGCUUUACAAACUGGAUCGUCUGCUCCAGGAGGAAUCCGGAACACUUCACAGUCUUCAGCAAGACAAGGAGAUCCUGGAGAAGGCUCUGGGAGGUCUACGACACAAGCUGCAGGGCAGCAGGAGUAAUCUGGCGGAAGCUGAGAGGUACAGGAAACAGCAGCUUCUAUUGGAGAGGGAACUGAGCAGAGUGAGGGUGUUGCUCGCGCACAAUUCCAAGAAACUGGAGGAAACGGUCGCUGAGAAUGCUAGACUGGAACAGGACCUGGUGGUGCUGCGACAGAAGCUGCAAGCAUCGAGAAGGUAUGCUGGAAAUAUGACCAGGGACACUUCGGCUACCACUGGUCCUCUGGAAGUGGAAUUAAGAAGGGUUCAGCAGCUGGUCGGUGAUCUUCAGAGGCAACGAAAAGAAUUGAGCGUUCAAGUAAGACAAUUGACGGAAAAAUCUCACAGUUUGGUGCAACAGAUUCGGCCUCAGCCUCCUUCAGCACCCCAGGUGCAUCAGCCCAAGAAACGAACACAGAAUUCCUGGUUGGAAACCGAUCUUGAUUCCGGGAUAACGUUAGAUCACGGUUUAGAUUCGCCUUCGAGUCCCGCUUUGUCUUCUUCACCCCGUGGCAAACAGAACGGUGGCUCGUACCUGCACUUCAGUUCGUCGACGCAGAUCAAAGAUUCUUCGCCUACGAAUCGUCAACAGAACCAUCAAACGUUCCCUCAAUCGCCGCAGAAUCAUAUCUCUUCGUUGUCUCCUCAAUUACGGGAACAGAUUCAGCAGCAUCAGUUGAAGCAACAACUGUUGAAGGAUCAGAUGCAAGGGAAGGGUAAUUUGAUGCAAGCGAACGUCGCGCCAUUAUACGUGAACACGGAGUCUAGAAUGCAUGAGAAUAACAAGCACGAAGAAAACCUAACUAAUGGCACAGUUAUCCCUCCGCCAGAGUAUAUUCCACCACCCCCGCCGCCACCCUUGAACGAGGAGACGUUGCUAAACGACAAUUACAGGCAAAACGAGGACAACAAGUUUGCAGGCUUGAUUCACAACCGCGAGAAGCAAGAAAUAAAAACAGUGAGAAUCGUGAAACGGGAAUCGGAAAGACGACAACGGGAUCGAGGAGACAGGACCGGGAACAUUGGAAUUCCAUUAACGAACGGGCUCCAAGCGCCUGGGGGUGCGAAGAGAUUGUGCGACGACGAUCUGGGAGGCUCUCAAAAGUUCGAGAAGGCUCAAUUAGGAAAGGUUGUAGAAGAGUCACCAAUGAUUCACGCUCAAAGCACAGUCCAGUUGACGGACUUGGACGACGUGCAGUUCCAAAGAAGCAUGUCCUUACCGAGGGGUUUCGGUGGACAGCGGCAACAGCAACCGGAAAUACAUCAAGUACCGGUCGUACCGCCUCCCAGGAGCGACAGUAUGCACGCCUUGAGAAGCAUGCUUGCUCGACGAAAUAAAGUUAGGUUCGAAAGUCAGGACGUCAGCUCGGACAGUACGCUGUCCCCGUAUACGGACAGCCACACCUCGAGUUCCCACCUGCCUAUGAGUUCGCCAAACUAUUCGACCAGUCCGUCUUACAGUCCCAGCCAACAGCCUUACCCUGGCCAACCGAUCAGAUCGAACCAGCAGGCUGUGUAUUACCAGCAAUACAGACAUUACGAGAAUCCGAUAUCCAGUAGAGCAGAGAACACUGGAGACCCGGUGAGCCCGGAACUUUUGUCGCCGACUAGUCCCGACGUUCAGGACAGAGCUUUUGGCUCGACGUUGAACGUGAACGCCUCGAACUCGCCGCAAUUGUCGCCGGUCUUCAAAAGCGAAGCCGCGAAACAGAUAAUCAAGGAGAUGACGGAGAGAAAGGUGGAGGGACCUAGACGAAGGCAGAUACCACGCGAGAAAAGACGACACUAUACCGUGUCCAGUAGCAAACCCGUCCUCGACUUAGAAGACACCUUCUCCAAGAUGGGAAUGGGUAGAGCAAGAGACGAUUUAGAUAUGGAACGAGCGCUCAGGCCGAGGAUUAAUGCUCCUGACGUUGUGAGAUCCACUUUGAGCCACAAGGAAUUGAAGUACAACGAAAGUACUAUCGAUCAGUUACUUGGGACUCCGAAUAAAAUCGUCAUUCCCGAGAGAUACAUCCCUGAACAGACUCCAGAAUUGACUGCUGAAGAACAGCAACAUCGGCUGAAGAAAGCGGAAGCGAUCAGGAAGAUGCUGUCGGAGACCACUGUCACUGCGACGGAAGGAAAUGACGACAAUAUUAAUAUAGAGAAAUCUGACAACUUGAAGAGAAAAGUGGUGGAAGAGAAACGACAGAGAGAUCACAUUCUACAGUUAAAUCAAAUUCUAGCGAAACAAGUUAUGGAAAAGAGCAAAAUGGUAGCUGUGAAAGCCUUGGCUACCCUUCCUUUGAACACCGAAUCGAGCUUAGACGACGAGGAUCUCUCGCCAGUGACACCAUUACCGCUCUAUCAGCAAAGAGAAAAUUAUUAUUCGUAAGAAGAAUACGAAAAGAAAAUAAAAAAAUCCUCUUUAGCACAAAACACUACUGCCAGCCCGGAACAACAGAGGAACAAAACAUCUUUUUGAAACUUUACAGGUGAUUCGCCUGAUACCUGCGAUCACGGUAACAUUAACGAUAAGGAAACUGUUUUUUCUUUUCUUCACUUUCUUUGUUUCUUUUUAUUUGCAUUAAUAUUGUACAUAAUCAUUCGUUAAGUAAACUGAUAAUAAAUAGCUGUCCUCUGAGUCGUCGAUAACGAAUAGUUAAUAAUAAUGGAUGUCGAACAGAAUUAGAUGAACGAUAUUUAUAAAAGAAGAUAGUAAAUAUCGAGACGAUUAAUGGAAAUAAAGAAACUUUUAAUUUUGUUUAUUACAUGUUUAUUUUCUUUUAUCGUUCUUGAUACAUAUAUGUUUCUUUUUUCGAACAGAAUGCUUCCACCAGUUUCUAUCAUUAGCAAUAAUAAAUAAAUUAAGAUGCAGCGAUCGCACAGUGCGGUUUCAUUUAGCGACGGACUGUAAUCGAAUUCCUGUAACUUAGGGAAAAUCAGGUAUAAUAAUAAAACAAUCAGAAAUACGGUUCUCUGCUUAUUGAAUUCGGCCAAGUUUGCACUUGAACGUUUCUUAUAAAUUAAGAUCAUCGUCUGGUUUCUUAUUCUAUUCGUUUAAUUCAUUUCACAAAAGUCACUUGGCCGAAUUCAAUAUGAUCUGUUUGUUACUCGGAAUCGUGUUUCGCAAACUCGUUUUUUUAAACAAAAAUCUUUGUUAAAUUUGUAUUUGGUAAUAUGAAUUAGUAUAUAAGAUACUUUGUUGCACUAUAUACGUAUACAAGUUAUCUCAGAAACAUCCUGUCCCAUGAAAUUCAGAUACUUCGUGUCAAAAUAAAUCGAAAAGUCCUUUACCAUUUUCUAAUCUGUUGUUUCGUUGCUGAGAUAUUAGCGAAGAAAGAUUGGUUCGCUCGACUUCCGGGGUGCGCCGGAAGUUGCCCAGCCAAUCUUCAAUUGUCUGUAUCUCCGAAACUAAGCCACGGAUUAAAAAACGGUAAAGGACUUUUUGAUUUGCCUUGACACGAAGAAUCUGUAGUUUUCAUUUGAAGCGACUUUCGCAACGAGUUUGAGACUCGACGAUCGAAAACCUAAAUAAAGAAUAAAGGAGAACGUUAGGAAUAAGUUAAAAAAAUAAAGAAUAAAUAUGAUAAUUAUUUAAGGUUGCGUUUAUGGUAGGUGCUACGAACGCGACAUAGUCAAAGACUAAUUGUAAGAUAAUUUACUGUAAAUUGUGAUCAUUAUCGUUGAACUGACUGAGACGAGAACAAUCUUUGCAAAGUGAAACAGUGACUAAUGAUACUCGAAUUUUCAUUGAACAAACUUGGAAAACAUCCUUGCGUAAUCGAUGUAAACGAUAAUCAUUGUUGAUGUAAUUACAUGUAUAAGAAUUUUUCACAUUUUAAUACGAAUUAUUACAGAUUUUCUAUAUGUUAAUUCUAUUUAACAAAGGAUUAAAAUAAAAAAAAUCAGUUCCGAUAUCAUUGGUCAUUGUUCGCGGUCACAAAUUUUGUUCCAAUUCAACGCAGUCAAACGUAUGGAUGUGUAUGGCAUAUUUACCUAAACAAUGGCCAUCCUAAUCGACACUUUUCUUACGAACAUGUUCAUAACAGAUGCAUGCAUUUGAUCGACGUUGAAUCACGUAGUCUAAGAAACUCGUAACACGUAUAUAUAUAUGUACACGCUCUAGGUACGUCCUGUAAUAGCAUAUUGCAUCGACAUCAUCGAUGUUUGUUUUACGACACUCAACGUUUAUAACAUCGAUUUGCCAUCGUAUGUAUCAACUCGAGGGUGAAAAAUCGACCUUAGAAGCGCGUUUAGAUAAGUUCCACGGUUAUUUGUAAGGGUGAAACGAACGUCUGUCGUCUCCAUUCAAUGGAGAUCGGUAACUGGACGUAUUCUUAAUUCUUUGAAGCGAUUUUCGUAAUUGAAAAAUAAAAGAAACAUCGUUUCAACGAAUUAAGAAGCCUCGCAACGUUCAAGAAGAGAGCGGAAUUGAAUGUUUCUAAAAGGAAAUUCAUCUGACAUUUGUUUUUUCUUUGGUAGUCUAUUCGAAGUACGAAGAGUGCCAAAUUACGCCCAACAGAUCGUUCGCAGAUCGCGACACGACUGUUCGUCAAUUAAAAAUCAACCGAUUACCGGCGAGACUAAUUCACAGCACAAAAACAAUUUAAUUAAGGAUUUCCCACGUUGUUCACCACGAGAAAGGUAUCUCGCUAAUCACGACAAUUAAUUGUAGACCACGUGUUUCUAUUGUCGACGAGGGACGUCGACGUUAGGAAUAAUUUUUGUACGAUACAGUGGCACCAAGUGAAAUCUCUGAAGGAACUUUGAUCGUUUCUCGCGUGGAAGAGAAACGAAAUGAUUUUGUUUCUAUUGAAAAAGCAUUUCUCUCGCGAGAAGUGGUCCCUUCGAGGCCCUCGAUCUCUUCUUUUGAGCAUGUAUCGCGAUCGAUCGCGAAAUUGAGUGACAGUGUUUGAAACGGCGACGACAUUUCAUUGUUUCGUCGUGGAAAAAUUACUCUUUCGAAUUCUCCAGAGGGUCCAUGGUGCCUGAGAAAUCAGCGAACAGUUGCUUUCUAGGGUCCCCAUUGACACCAAACGGAUCGUUGGAGCGAUUACCCUGAAAACGGUAUUGUAAAAGAGACUACUGUGGAAACAGGAGCUGUUAUUGUUACACGAAUAAAAUAAAAUCCAUAUUACGUGA
Molecule: messenger RNA, 16443 nt
Organism: Osmia lignaria (orchard mason bee)
Lineage: Eukaryota; Metazoa; Arthropoda; Insecta; Hymenoptera; Megachilidae
Source: RefSeq, a predicted model, not a curated record